Molecule: messenger RNA, 2946 nt
Organism: Urocitellus parryii (Arctic ground squirrel)
Lineage: Eukaryota; Metazoa; Chordata; Mammalia; Rodentia; Sciuridae
Gene: Slitrk3
Product: SLIT and NTRK like family member 3
Biological process (GO): positive regulation of synapse assembly; axonogenesis
Cellular component (GO): GABA-ergic synapse; postsynaptic density membrane
Molecular function (GO): protein binding
Source: RefSeq, a predicted model, not a curated record
AUGAUGAAACGUUCCAUAGCUGAGAUGCUUCACAGAGGGAGGAUGCUGUGGAUAAUUCUUCUAAGCACAAUUGCUCUAGGAUGGACUACCCCGAUUCCCCUGAUAGAGGACUCAGARGAAAUUGAUGAGCCCUGUUUUGAUCCAUGCUACUGUGAAGUUAAAGAAAGCCUUUUUCAUAUACAUUGUGACAGUAAAGGAUUUACAAAUAUUAGUCAGAUUACUGAGUACUGGUCAAGACCUUUUAAACUAUAUCUGCAGAGGAAUUCGAUGAGGAAAUUAUACACCAACAGUUUUCUUCAUCUGAAUAAUGCUGUGUCCAUUAACCUUGGGAACAAUGCUUUGCAGGACAUUCAAAUGGGAGCUUUCAAUGGUCUUAAGAUUUUAAAGAGGCUGUAUCUACACGAGAACAAACUAGAUGUCUUCAGAAACGACACCUUCCUUGGCCUGGAAAGUUUGGAGUAUCUGCAGGCAGAUUACAAUGUUAUUAAGCGCAUUGAGAGUGGGGCCUUUCGGAACCUAAGCAAAUUAAGGGUUCUGAUUUUAAAUGAUAAUCUCAUCCCCAUGCUUCCAACCAAUUUAUUUAAGGCUGUCUCUUUAACCCACCUGGACCUGCGUGGAAACAGGUUAAAAGUUCUUUUUUACCGAGGAAUGCUAGAUCACAUUGGCAGGAGCCUGAUGGAGCUCCAGCUAGAAGAAAAUCCAUGGAACUGUACAUGUGAGAUUGUACAACUGAAGAGUUGGCUGGAACGCAUUCCUUACACUGCCCUGGUGGGAGACAUCACCUGUGAGACACCAUUCCAUUUCCAUGGAAAGGACCUUCGAGAAAUCAGGAAGACAGAACUCUGUCCUUUGUUGUCUGACUCUGAGGUGGAGGCUAGUUUGGGGAUUCCCCACUUGUCAUCAAGCAAGGAGAAUGCAUGGCCAACUAAACCUUCCUCAAUGUUGUCCUCUGUCCAUUUUACUGCUUCUUCUGUUGAAUACAAGUCUUCAAACAAACAGCCUAAGCCCACCAAGCAGCCCCGGACACCAAGACCACCCUCUACAUCCCAGGCUUUAUACCCUGGUCCAAACCAACCUCCUAUUGCUCCUUAUCAGACCAGACCACCAAUUCCCAUUAUAUGCCCUACUGGGUGUACCUGUAAUUUGCAUAUCAAUGACCUUGGCUUGACUGUCAACUGCAAAGAGAGAGGAUUUAAUAACAUUUCUGAACUUCUUCCAAGGCCACUGAAUGCCAAGAAACUGUACCUGAGUAGCAAUCUGAUUCAGAAAAUAUACCGUUCUGAUUUCUGGAAUUUUUCUUCUUUGGAUCUCUUGCAUCUGGGGAACAAUCGUAUUUCUUAUGUCCAGGAUGGGGCCUUCAUCAACCUGCCCAACCUAAAGAGCCUCUUUCUCAAUGGCAACGAUAUCGAGAAGCUGACACCGGGCAUGUUCCGCGGGCUACAGAGUUUGCACUACUUGUACUUCGAGUUCAAUGUGAUCCGGGAAAUCCAGCCUGCAGCCUUUAGCCUCAUGCCCAACUUGAAGCUGCUGUUCCUCAACAAUAACUUGCUGAGGACCUUGCCAACAGAUGCCUUUGCAGGCACAUCCCUGGCUCGGCUCAACUUGAGGAAGAACUACUUCCUCUAUCUUCCUGUGGCUGGUGUCCUAGAACACUUGAAUGCUAUUGUCCAGAUAGACCUCAAUGAGAAUCCUUGGGACUGCACUUGUGAUCUGGUCCCCUUUAAACAGUGGAUUGAAACCAUCAGCUCAGUCAGUGUGGUAGGUGAUGUGCUUUGUAGAAGCCCCGAAAACCUCACACACCGUGAUGUGCGUACUAUUGAGCUGGAAGUCCUGUGCCCAGAGAUGCUGCAUAUUGCACCAGAUGGAGCAUCCCCAGCCCAGCCUGGAGAUUCUCAUUUUGUUGGGGGACCAACAAGCGAAUCACCUUAUGAGUUCUCUCCCCCUGGGGGUCCUGUGCCACUUUCUGUGUUGAUUCUCAGCCUGCUAGUUUUGUUUUUUUCAGCAGUCUUUGUUGCUGCAGGCCUCUUUGCCUAUGUGCUUCGAAGGCGUCGCAAGAAGCUGCCCUUUAGGAGCAAGCGACAAGAAGGUGUGGACCUUACUGGCAUCCAGAUGCAAUGCCACCGGCUGUUUGAGGAUGGUGGAGGUGGUGGUGGUGGAAGUGGGAGUGGAGGCCGGCCYACCCUUUCCUCCCCAGAGAAGGCUCCUCCUGUGGGCCAUGUGUAUGAGUACAUCCCCCACCCAGUGACCCAGAUGUGCAACAACCCCAUCUACAAGCCUCGCGAGGAGGAGGAAGUGGCUGUUUCAGCUGUCCAGGAGACAGGGGGUGCAGAACGUGGAGGUCCUGGGGGAACACAACCUCCAGGAAUGGGUGAGGUUCUCCUAGGAAGUGAGCAGUUUGCUGAAACACCCAAGGAGAACCACAGCAACUACCGGACCUUGCUGGAAAAAGAGAAGGAAUGGGCCCUAGCCGUUUCCAGCUCCCAGCUCAACACCAUAGUGACGGUGAAUCACCAUCACCCUCACCCUCACCACUCAGCAGCUGGUGGGGUCUCAGGGGUGGUUGGGGGAACUGGGGGAGACUUGGCUGGGUUCCGCCACCAUGAGAAGAACGGCGGGGUGGUGCUCUUUCCUCCUGGGGGAGGCUGUGGCGGUGGCAGUAUGCUGCUUGACCGUGAGAGGCCACAGCCCGCCCCCUGCACAGUGGGAUUUGUGGACUGUCUCUACGGCACAGUGCCCAAAUUAAAGGAACUCCACGUCCAUCCCCCUGGCAUGCAAUACCCAGACUUACAGCAGGACGCCAGGCUUAAAGAAACCCUUCUCUUCUCAGCYGGAAAGGGCUUCACAGACCACCAAACCCAAAAAAGCGAUUACCUCGAGUUAAGGGCCAAACUUCAAACCAAGCCGGAUUACCUCGAAGUCCUGGAGAAGACAACCUACAGGUUCUAA